UUGUUCUCAUUACCGAUGUGACCAGUUUCACCUCCACUCACGUUAUCAAGCAGCUGCAGGAGGAAGGCUACCAGGUCCGGGGCCUAGUUUCUUCCCUUCAGGAUGAAGAUGCCAGAAUUAAACAGCUUCAGGAACUCUGUCCUGAUGCCAAAUAUAAAGUUGAAGUCAUUGAGGCAGAUCCCAGCAAGACAGGCUCUUUGGAGAGCGCAAUCAAGGAGGUGCAGUAUGUCAUCCAUGUGAUAAAACCUGUAGCGGCUCAAGCAGCCACACAGGAAGGAGAGGCUCCAGUACAGCCAGCUGUUGAUGCUGUCCAGAAUGUUUUCAAAGCCAGUGUUGAGUCUAAGACGGUCAAGCGUGUCAUUCUCAGCAGCUCCUACCAAACCAUUUCAGCUGUCCCAACUGCAGCCACUGAUAAAGUUUUUACAGAAGCUGACUGGGCCGAUUCAGAAUCUGCUGACCCUCUUGUCAAGUCAUUGAUUUUGGCUGAGAAAGCCGCAUGGGACUUUGUGAAGGAACUUCCAGAUGCUGAUAAGAUUGAACUGUGCGUGUUGAAUCCAACUUUACCCCUGGGACCACCUCUGUUGGAUGCUCAGUCUGAUGUUGUGAAAAUGUUGCUGGACCGAGGCAUCACAGGAUGUCCCAGAGUUUGCUACUCGCUGGUUGACGUGAGGGAUGUGGCAGCUGCUCACCUGAAAGCCCUGGAGUUGGAAAGUGCUGCUGGAAAUCGCCACAUUAUUCAUGGCAGUAAUCUGUGGAUGAAAGAUAUUGCCCUGAUCUUAGCCAAAGAGUUUAAACCUCAAGGCUACAACAUUCAUACGAUGAGCCUACCAAACGUUUGCCUGUGGGGCCUCAGCCUGUUCAAUAAAAAUGCCAAGACCUUCCUUCCAGUUGUUGGGAAGCAGAGCCAGUUUGAUAACACUCGUAUGAAAGAGGUUCUCGGCAUUGAGCCCCGGGAUGUCAAGGAGACAAUCGUUGAGGAAGCCAAAGUUCUUGUGGAGAGAGGACUUGUCAAGAAACCAAAGAGAGUCCGAGGUCAAGGGGCAUCUGCUGCUGCUGAUGGAGAAGUGAAGACUGAUGCAGAAGGAGAGAAGAAGGAGGGGGAAAAUAAAGAGGAGAAAGGAGAGGAGUCACCCAAGGAGAAUGGAGAUGUGAGUGAAGGAGCAGAUAAGAAAGACACAGCUGAAGAGGGCCAAGGGGACACUAAGACUGAGGAAACAACAGAUGGUAGUAAGCCUGCAGCACAAGAGGAAACACAAGACAUUGAGCUCGCAGAAGCACCUGAGUGUACAUGGUCACAUGAGAAAAGAAAGUGUGUUGCCACCAUCAUGGGAGAAAAAAUGUCACAGGAGAAAAGAAAGUGCGUUGCCAACAUCAUGGGAGAAAAAAGUGUUGUCACAGGAAAAAAGAAAGUGUGUUGCCACCAUCAUGGGAGAAAAGAAAGUGUGUGUGUUGUCACUAUUGUAGGAGAAAAGAAAGUGUGUGUGUUGUCACUAUUGUAG
This is a messenger RNA of Candidula unifasciata, 1499 nucleotides long. Lineage: Eukaryota; Metazoa; Mollusca; Gastropoda; Stylommatophora; Geomitridae. The record is from the annotation of a GenBank genome assembly.